Messenger RNA from Sinocyclocheilus anshuiensis, 662 nucleotides. RefSeq lists its product as uncharacterized. The coding region runs from base 36 to 662 and encodes 208 amino acids. Gene Ontology annotation, biological process: response to bacterium. The transcript is spliced from 6 exons. The record is from RefSeq and is a predicted model, not a curated record. Lineage: Eukaryota; Metazoa; Chordata; Actinopteri; Cypriniformes; Cyprinidae.
AUGAUCACAGUAUAGAAGAUAUUUAUCUGGAUCAGAUGAUGAAGAUCAUACAGCUCCAGAUCUAUCUGUUGAUGUGGUCUCAAGCUGCAGAGAGUCUAACAAACACCGCAGUAACUUUAGGAGCUGAUGUGAUUAUAAGCUGUGAUCUUGAUAUAGAGGAGAUUUACUGGUACAAACAGAAAUCACCGAAUCCUCCAGUGUUGAUCUUACGCACUUAUGAUAGCACAUAUGAAAAAGCUAAAUAUGAAAACAGCAUCUUCAAACUCAAAUACUCAGUGAAAACUAACAGCAGUCUGCUCAUCAGAAAUGUCAGCACGGAUGAAUUAGGAGUUUAUUAUUGUGUGAAAACUAGUGAACCACAAAAAUUCAGCAAUGGCACUAAAAUCUACAUCAGCAACUCGGUCCACAGGAAUCAGACAGAAUCACAUGAUUGUUCACAACAUGAGACACAAUGGAGAAACCUGCCCAUCAUCACAUCUGUCCUGCUGAAUGUGCUUUUGAUCAUUGCAUUAAUAGGUAUGGUGAAGAGCUACAUUAAUGUUACUGGAAGAUCAAUGAAUUACACUGCAGCUAAAAACUCUAAUAACCUACAGUGUGCUGAAAUUGAUUUUUCUAUGUGUGCUGGUAACAUCAAGCUGAACCAGGAGCAGACUCUGAGGUAA